Messenger RNA from Trichoderma citrinoviride, 1023 nucleotides. RefSeq lists its product as hypothetical. The coding region runs from base 1 to 1023 and encodes 340 amino acids. Lineage: Eukaryota; Fungi; Ascomycota; Sordariomycetes; Hypocreales; Hypocreaceae. The record is from RefSeq and is a predicted model, not a curated record. The transcript has a single exon.
AUGCCGGUCUCUGGAAUUGCCAAAGUCAGCAAACUGGCCCCUCUGACAGUUGAUACCCUCGACCCCGAUGUGUUCAAUCCGCUCAUCCCCCGCGUGGCCCAGCAAGCAAUCACCCGGUCACCGAUCCGGCUCCCAUGGCAGGCCCGCGUCCUUCCACUGGGCAUGUUCUUCCGGUCGGCGGCCACAGCUAAUGGCGCAAACCCAUUCCCCAUGCAAUCGGCAUUCGACACGGAUUCCCUUGUCUCGGUGCCAAUAGAAUUCACGACAGAUGAUGGCAGCGGCAGCUUCAGGUCGUCCGAAGUGAUGAGCUCGUCUGCAUCAACAGACCAUCUCAGCAUUGGCGCCGGCGUCGGUGUCGACCUGCUCUUUCUCUCAGCCAGCGUCUCGGUACAAUUUGACAGGGACGUCAUGGAAAACAGGGACUCCAACAAGGCCUCAGUCACCACGAGCUACCGCGCCGGCACGGUGGCGUUUGUGCGUCCGCCAGAACUCUCGGCAGAUGCCUUUGACGUGCUGCGUCGCAAGGGCAUUGAUGGCUUCCACGCCACAUAUGGUGAUUUCUACGUCGGCGGCUACCGGAUCGGGGGUGACGCCUCGGUUCUCUUCAGCACGGAUGCGAGCUCCCGCAGCGAGACAGAAACAAAGAGGGUCAAAAUCGACGUGGAAUCGUGGUUUGGCGACUACCAUGCGGAGUCAGUAACGACUUCAUCCAGAACGGAGCGCUCGAUUGUGGUGCGCGUGAGCGCCUACUCGACGAUCGAGCAGGCUCUCAUCUCGGAGGCGAUCCAGAUGGGCACGCCCGAAUUCCAGGCGGCAUUCGAGAAAGGAAGAGGCAUCUACCAGCGCGCAUGGGGAUUGGAUGACUCUGUCACCAAGGUUCUUGAGGAAAUCGGUGUGAGCAAGGGCGAGCUGGUGACUCGGGAGCAGUGCGCGCAGUUAUGCGGGCGUGCGGUCGUUGUCGAGCUUUUGCUGGUGCCGGUGGAGUGUUUGCGUCAGGUCCAGUAUUGGACAAUUGCACUGUAA